AUGAUCUCGAUUACUUAUUCGCAUCAUGAUAAAUGCGGUGAAAUUGCGAUUGUGCGGAGGUGCUUCACACCGACCGCGGUAUUCAUCGUCCUAACGUUGUUAGGCGGAUUCGACGGAUGCGCGGCCGAGCGAUGGUCACGACAAGUCUCCAACAGCGAGUGGAUCCCCCUGGCUAAUCCGGGGACCGCGUCUGGCCAACUGUCGCGGGGCAACGCGGAGAGCGGGCUUCUGUCUAGCAGCACGCAUCUACCGAAUCCAAUUCAAACGCUCGCGUUACCGCCCGCCCUUCAGCAGCAGUACCAGGAGCAACUGAUUCAGCUGCAGAAAACGCAGGAGAGCAUACAAAAGCUUCUGCUGCUGCAGCAGCAGCUCAAAACUCAGCAGCAACUGCUUCAGACUCAGACGUUUCUACCCGGCGAUUACAGUAACGCCGAAGAUGAGAAACAGGUACUACCGAGUUCCUUAGGCAACUUGCAAACGCCGCCCGAAUUAACGUCGGAAGCUCUGGUACCCCCGCAUCCGGACACGGGGGCACUUCCGCCGGUACGUCCUCCUCAGAACUUCCUGCCACAAAGACCGGGACAAGCCUACCAGGAGUUAUCGAAUUUGCCUCAGGGUCAAGUUAUACUGCCGCACGGCCAAAGCGGUGGGAACGCGCAAGAGGGACCGCACGCUUACAUAACGAAACAAGGAAGUCAGAAACCCGACGGAAAACGUUUGAAAGGACAAUCUUCUCUGAUUGGAAGCGUGGGCGAUGAGGAGGAGGAGGUUCAAUUAGUAUACGUUCCGGUGGAAACAUUGGCGCAAAGAGGUCAACCGAAAAGGAACCGCGGAAGGAAGCAAUAUCCUGUUCGCCAACAGCAUCCUCAACGAGAGAACCAAGGAGGCAUCGACCAAACUUCUCUUUCGCCCGAUCAAGAAACCUUCGCUCGGCAAGUCCUGCAGCAGAUCCAGAGGGAACACGAGGAGACGGCGCAGUUCCUGAAGGAGGAACGCGUGAAAGAGUUUGCUAAAUUGAACGAGGAGCAGAGGGCGCUCGAACGGAAAGCGCGAUUGCAGCAGGAAGCCCUUCAGAGAGAACAGGAAUUGUUGCGACAAAAGGAGGCCGAGAAGCAACGAAAGGAAUUAGAAAGGCUGGAGGAAAUGGCGAGGCAAAGAGAACUGGAUCGAAUUCGCGAGGCUAGAGAAAAGCAGAGGCAGGAAGAGCUCGAACGCCGACGGCUCUCUGAACUUCGCGUCAAGGAGGAGAGACGCCGCGAGGAAGAGGCCAGACUACGCGAGGAAGGUCAACAGGAGGAUCAAUUACGCGUUACCAGUCCGAAUAUUCAAAACCCUCAGUCCCAAGCUCUGGUCCGCGAACAGGCACGUCGCCCACAACUCACGGAUGGCACCAGGAUAAAAAAGAUUCGCGGUAGGCAACGUCCACGAGUUAAUCAGUACCAGGAACAGUCGAAUUAUCGCGAGGUCACAACCACACCGUCGCCCAAUCAGCCGCCCCUCUCCGUUUACAUGGGCAGUCCCACGUCCAGGUUGGAUACCGUCAAGGUUACCGAUGUCCUGAAGCUCUUAAAACACGCGAAAACCAUCGCCGUCCUGGAUACCGUCGGCCCCAAUAGCCCGCAGGUGUUCGUGGGCCCGUCAAAUCUGGACCCUCCCUACGGUUACGCGAAGUUCGAUCUCCCCUACCUGUCGUCGAUCGAUCACAACAGGGUGGAACGCAAGGUCGACAAACUGCCUUUUUUCGUCGCCCCGCUGAGCUUCGAUCCGCCCGCGGGUUACUCUAAGAUUCCCUUCCCGGCGCCGCACAUCGGUUCCGUCGUGGUCAACAACUUGUCGGAAACAUCCUCGGAAUCGAGCACCCCGACAAACGAGCAGAAUCCCAAUCCGACGCCGUUAAUCGAGCCGAACUCUUACAGCGACGCUGAUCAAAGCGGAUCCAUCGCUACCACCGCGUCCUACGAUUCCUCGACCACUCAGAAUUUCUCUCCGGAAUCCAACAGCCCUAAGUACGAUCCGGCAUACUCAACGCCGCCCUCAAAUUCGAAGUUCAGAUUCAGACAGUAUUACGACAAUAAGCCGAAGCAUUACUACGAGCAAGAGACCAAAUUCACAACUCAGUCUCCGAAAAUCGAUACGACAGCCAGCUAUAGACAGGAAGUGGUCUACUCUAGCACACCAAGUUUCCAGGACAGGUCAGUGAGUCCACACGAUCCCUCCACAAAGGAGCAAGAGCUGGCGGCCCAAUUAGCGCUUAUCAAUCAUGAGCUCGUCCAGCAGAGAGAGCCUCAAAAAUACACCGCCGAACAGUAUCAUCGUGAAUCGUACGACGCCAACGAGGUCAGAGCGCCAGUUGGACCGACGCAAUACAAUUUACCAGCGGAAUUACCGCCGAUCUCCCCGCAUUUACCGGGCUUGGUAAAUUCCUUGCUGGAUAAGCAAGAGAAGCUUUCUGUCGCUCCAACGCCACCCCCGACAACGACCACGACCACGACGCCUACGACGACGACUACUCGUAUCAGCUCCACGACUUAUAGGCCACGAGGAAGAGGCAGAAUCGUACCUACUAGAGCCAGAACGACUCAAGCACCUGGUAACAGAACGGAAAGAACCCGGAGACCAACGUAUAAUCGAUCGAAGUCUAGAUUUACGACCACAACGGAGGAGUAUCGCGAAUCCUCUUACGAACCAACGAAAUCGAAGACGCCGGAAACUACGCAGAAAUAUAACGCGAAUACGGAACACAGAAGACCAGUAUCCAGAGCGCAAAAGUACAGGAAUCGAGAUAGAGCGAAUUCCCAGUCCGCGAGCGAGUCGCAGAGUGAUGCCUCUCCCGCCACGUACUCGGCGCCGAGCGGACCCGCUUCUGAUUUCCACCGGAAGGAAACUCCGGUGAGCAAUUACCCGGACAAUUAUCCGACUACUCCCAUGCAGACCGAAAAUUACCCGCCAUCGUUGCGCGACGUCACGGUUCAGCACAGCACGCCCUUGGCGUCCAACGAUUACUCCAGAGAUCAAAAUUAUCCGCAAAACCGCCCGCAAGAGGUGCGCUACCAGCACCAAGACGCGAUAUACGAUCAGAGCGACGGCUUCCAGCAAUCGGCGCUCGAGAAGGCGCCGGUGAACGGAUUCAACUAUCAAGUUGUAAACGAGAAUUCGCCGGACCAAACGAUUUCCCAGAGACCCAAGGAAUAUCCGCGUUACCAGGAAGAAGUCAACUACAAUCUGCCCACGACGGUGGACCCGCGAGUCACGCCCGGCGAGGAGCAUCGGUAUUCCCCGAUUUACGAUGGCAAUGUGGCACAAACUCAGGCGGAUUACAAUGCCGGCAAGAUCGAGAGCACCGCGAUAGAAACUGAUCCGAAUGCGUCACCGGUUUUCGUUCCACUUCAACAGAACAAGCAGGAGGAUUACGAAUUACCAAUUCCCUCUACGGAGCCGCUUAUUGAAAUCACCACGACCAGCACGACCACUCCGGCGCCCGUAAUAAUACGUCAGCGAGUCCGAGCUCGUCUAGGAGGCGGACGCACGCAUCACGACUCCGCGAUUCAGACGCGACCCCGCGGCCCCCAGGACGAGUACGUACGUUUCAGCGCUGUGAACAACGAUUCCGGUCGCGGCGCCGGUAAUCGGAACCGCGACGGAUUGAGGACGAGGGCACGCGCGCGUCCGCAAAGUCACGGGUCGCAGGUGCAAACCGAGGGUAACGAGUACAUAAAGAUACACGCGGCUCAGCAGCAGAAACUGGUCGCCACUACCGUACCGCCGACGACGACGACGACGACCAUGGCAGCUCCCACGGUGGAGGAGGACGUCGAUUACGGAUUCAUAAGACCACCGAAUUUCCGGCCGAUGCAACCGGUGCAUCCGGCGGACAGCAGAUUCCAAGCGCCUAUUACAUAUAGACCCGCUUUGUCCGAGGUACCGCAGAUACAGCACAUUCUCUCCAACGACGAGACGGUGGUAGAGUCGAGCCCAAGUCAGAUUCUGAAAAAUCGUUCCAAAUACCAUCAAACCUUGAACCGUCGCCCGACCACGAAGAUAUUCGCGACGUCGACGACGAGCACGACGACGGAAAUCGUACCUGUUGCAACGACAAUGCCAGACGAUACCGUGUACACUGCGAAACCGAAACCGGACGAGCCGAAGUCGACGAGAAUACGAACGAGACUUCGUCGGCCCGGGAAGAAACGCAUUACGACAACGACGGAAUCCGGCCUCGACGCGCACAACGAAUUACCGCUAGACGAAAACUAUCCUCGAAUAACGUCGCAACAGCUGCCGGUGACGGCGAGCGGACAGCAGCCUCUUUAUGACGACAAUUUCGACGUUGCGCCGCAAUUCGUGCCGAAUCAGAAUCGACCGGCACAGUUUUACGAGGAGAACAGCGAAAGCUAUCCGCCUCAAGAAUUUGUUCUAAACUUCGGCAAUCUGCCGGAGCAGGUGUCGCAACGCGAAGAAUACGAUCAGACCCAGCUGGCUAGUAUUCCGCCGAAGAAAUAUAGCCAGUCGGGUAGCGUGAACUCGGACGCGGGCGCGCACUCGAGCGGUGACAUUUACGGCGCCGAGAGCCAGUGGUCCACGAAGCUGUCGAAGACGUCGUUCCAGCCGAGCUUCGCCUCGAAUCGCGUAGCCGGCGAGUCAAAGAGGGGCCGAGGCAGAACCGGCAGCGAGCAGGAGAACGAGAACGCACCCGAGAUUAUUACGGCCGGACCGGAAAUGUCGUCGGUGACGGUGCUCGUUUCCUCGGACUAUCAGAAACACCCGAACGACGCCGACAAUAUGGACACAGUGAUGGAUGGUUUCGGAUGGAAGACGAACGCGCAGGAUUCCGCGGAGAAAUUGAACGCCACGAGGGCAGUGACGAAUUCGCCAAAUCCGAUAACAGCACUUCAGGAUCAAUCCCAGAGCGAUAAGGAAACGCGGGAUUGGAUGAACAGCAAGAAUGAAAACUUUACGGAACAGAUGAACGACGGCGCGAAAGUUACGAAACCUGAUUCUCCUACCGGCAGAAAGACCCGAAGAAGGAAAGUUCGCGUGCGGGUAAGACCUCUCACGGACGACUUCGUCACCGCCGAAUCUCAACACUACAACUCUGCAGUGAACAGUCUGGUUCAAGAUCAAUACAAGUACAAUCCGAUUCACGAUUCGAGGUUCACCACCGCCCAGCCGAUUGCGACGACCGUCACCGCAAGUACCGCGGCCGCCGCAGAAUCGACCAAGAAAUCGCUCCUCCAGAAUUUCUUGGAGGAGAUGCUGAAGAACGACGAGGUCUCCAUUCCGACUCGCGUCACCGCGAUCACUACGGAGGUGCCCGACUGGACGAUGUCGACGCCGAUGACAACACCGUACGUUUUUUCCGACAACGGUGAAGUUACAACCAUGAAAGAGAAUUACACACCGAUCGAUACGACGCUGACAUCGAACGUCGACGAAGAACGCGUUACAACGGUAAAUGAAGAUUCAAACGGAUCGAAAGACGAGGCUCAAGUGACAUCAGAGGGAACAACUCAUUUGUCGCAAGGAGAAACUGAAGUGCAAAAAGUAUCUAAAUCGGAGGAGUACAAGAAUUCUCAGGAAGACAAAAGCGAGCAGAACGAUUUGGAAAACGUCGAAGUAUUUAAUCAAAGAUAUAAUCUGCCAUCAAAUUCACCCGGAUCAGGCAUCGCGAAUAAAGACGAGGAUAGCGCAACGAAAGUAACCGGCUUCCCGAAGGAAGAUAUACGAAAACUGAGUGCCAUCGGUAAAGAGAAGGAACACAUAAUGACGUUGAAGAGGCAGGAAAACGUUAAAGAAGAUCAGGCGCACCCGAAGAAUCACAGAGCCAAGUGGAGCGAAGUGAGAUACCCGUCGGCUCUCGACAAGUCGAAUUCAUAUUCCACGACGGCCAUCCCCGGUGCCGUUACGCAAGACGAGGGCGAUGGCAGCGUGAAAACGCUCUCCGACUACGUGAAGGCCAUCUUCGACAGCAUGAAGAACGCCGAGGGCGAGGAGGUCGCAAAAGUGGUCGAGGCCAAAAGUGAGACAGACAAUUAUAACUCGAACGGCACCGCUUCGGCGCACGCGGCGAAUGAAAGUGAAGAGAUCGAUCGGAGAACCGUACCGACUGGCUCUCCGCAGGACACUUCUGCGACCCAACGCGUCAAGGUCGAAGAGAACGGGACGAAACCCGAGGAGACGCAGGAGGCGACGACGAAGGAGAGCCCUACCACUUUCGAAGCUGUCACGCUGAUCCCAGACACGACCGCGAACACGGUGGUACCGUCCGAGGGAACCCCGAUAACAGAACCCUCCACGACGACCACGAAGACAUCGCUCAGACAAGCAAGCAAUGUGUUCAGGACGAACUCUACGAUGCUGGGCAAGGUCCUUAGAACCUCGACCACCACGAAGGUGUCCCACAUGACGGAGAUUUGCUAUAGAGGUCGAUGCGUGAUGACGAGACCCAAGAUGGAGGACGCUAUGACGAGAUGAGGGAAAUUCGGUUGUGGGGUUAUCAUUAGCAUUUUCCUGUCCGGUUGUUGAAAGGUAAACUAAGAGUGACAGGCAGAAAACUCGAGAAUUGUUUAUUGAAUAUCUACCAUUAUUGACAAAUGCAGUAAAACAUAUUAAAACUUAGCAACAUUUUUCAUAUCAAUACGCGUGUGUAUAUGUUAACUGUUACUUUUACAUAUGUUGAUUUUAAAGAUCCGUAAGAAGGUUCUAAAGAGCUAAGCUACGAUAUAUAUAUAUAUAUAUCAAAUAAUUGAAACUUCCGGACAGAAAAGUGUUAACUUUUUGAAUAAUUUUUAUUUAUUGAUAGAGAUAUAUCGUAUUAACAAUCUCCAAAAGUCGUACAAAAGUCAUGUUUGUUAAUGCCCGAAACUAGAGUUAUGUCCUCAUAUUCUCUUAAAUUGUUCUUCGCACACAGAAUUCUCUUAAUUACACAUUAAAUCAUAAACAAAAAGGACUCUCUUUACGUCACAAAAGAUAAAUUUAUGUUUAGCCUAAAAUGUCAACCGAAUUACGGCGCAAUAGCAGAACAGUGAAUUGAUCACCAAGUUUUCGUCUCACACAUAAACACGUAAGGAAUGAUCAAUAUUCUCUCUAGGCGCCUCCGUUUAGAGAGGAUAUUUUAUCGCUGGGAGAUAUAGGGCAUCGCUCAAGAUGUCGCGACAAAUUAUGUGUGUCGGAGGGUUGAAAGCGAAAUAUCAACGUGAUAUCAGUUGUGAAAAGGGAUGUCUGGGAAGGAAAUUCUGCGUCGCCGGCGGCAAAUCGAUCGUCCGUCGCGACGCGCACUUAUAAAAAAGGCGCCGAGCGUGUGCCGGCGUCCUUCCAGAGCGAGAUCGAAGCGCAGAAGCCCGGCUUGCGCGAGUAACGUAGGGAGCUAAGUCUAUUUAAUUUAACUACAUACUUGUGUAGUAUACGUGUAAGUUAAGCGUGUAAGUAUUUUAAUAAAGAUGUGAAAACGCAAGAAAA
Molecule: messenger RNA, 7455 nt
Organism: Wasmannia auropunctata (little fire ant)
Lineage: Eukaryota; Metazoa; Arthropoda; Insecta; Hymenoptera; Formicidae
Product: mucin-12-like
Exons: 10
Coding region: 1-6471 (2156 amino acids)
Source: RefSeq, a predicted model, not a curated record